CCGGUAACAUUCAAAUCUUCUGAAACUUACAUCACCUUGCCUACUCUUAAAGUACAGCAAGCUGGAGUCGUAAGCUUCAAGUUUAAAACCAUCAAGGACAAUGGUCUUAUGUUCUACAAUAAAGGAUCACCAACUGAACCUAACUUCGUGGCUAUUGAACUUUAUGAUGGUAAACUGUACUUUGUCUAUGACUUUGGAAGCAUUACUCGAAGAGUUCUCUUUUCACCAAGAAUUGUUUCGGAUGGACAACAGCAUGAGGUGCAGAUCAGGUUCUUUGGACGCCAUAUUGAUCUUCUAUUGAAUGGUGAAUCUAAGAGAAUUAAUUUUGUCAGUGGAGAAAAUUUGACUGAUAAUCUACGAGGUGCUUUCUAUGUGGGAGGUUAUGACAGUUAUACUACACUACCAUGGUAUGUCUGGUCGAGAGAAGGUUAUCAAGGUUGCAUCCAGGAUUUGAGAAUCAAUGGUAAACAGGUUGAUCUACAUGCCUUGGUCAAGGGCCAAUUCCUGUAUGGUAAAGUAGAAAGAAAAUGUCUUGAUAUGCCUCGAGAAUGUACCCAACUUCAACCCUGUAGAAAUGGUUUCUGUAUUGACUCCUGGGAUGGUUAUCGUUGUGACUGUAGAGGAACACGUUUUACUGGAAGAAACUGUGAAAAGAAUGCAUUAAUUGGUGCUUUAGAUGGUAAUCAAGUAGCUAUAGUAUCCAUUGAUGCUCCUCGGACUCACACUAAUGAUAUCUCAUUGAGAUUUAAAUCACCAUUGAAAGAUGCCUUAUUGUUCCAAACCUACACUGAUGUAUCCAAUGAAUACCUCAGAUGUGAAUUAGAAAAUGGUCGUAUAAAAGUUACCACAAAUCUCGGUGGUGAAACAAAGAACACUGAUAUCAAUUAUAGUAUCAAAUGUCUUCACAUGCAACAAACUUUCAGGAACACGAGGCAUAAAUUCAUCCGUGGGCUAAGCAUUUCAUAUUAUGCUGGAGAGAAUCUCAAUGAUUUCCAAUGGCAUACAGUAUAUAUUAACCGACGAGCUAACCAGAUAGAAGUUUGGGUUGACGAUGGUGAAAGAGUCACAGGUGAACUUGCUGGUGAAAGAUACUUUUUCGACAUUGGACAAAUAUUUGUUGGCGGUUUAACUGACGACAGAACUGCAAUUGGUGGUGAUGCCACUAAUUAUAUCGGCUACAUGCAAAGCUUUAUGUUCAAUGACGUCAGUGUUUUUGACACAGCAAAGAAACCACUGAGUUUCAACUUGACAGAUAUUACCACAUUACCUCCCUUGAUCUACAACCCGGUUACCAUCAAGACACGUGAACAUUACGUCCAGUUACCAACACUUAGAAUUCCACAGUCUAUGGUCAUCAACCUGAUGUUUAAAACCAAAGAAACCAGUGGUGUUAUACUGUUUAAUGGUGGUCGUAAUAAUGAAUUCAUUGCCGUGGAACUCUACAAUGGAUAUCUUCACUUCUCCUUCAAUACUAGCGACAGUGCUCCAGCUUUGCGUAUGAAUACACCUCAACCACUGAACGACAAUAAAUGGCAUACUGUAACAAUCCGUCGAGUUGACAACCGUCGUUUCAGUGUCAGUAUUGACGGUGCAUCUACCACUAUUGCAAGUGAAGGACGAGAUACCAGUAUUGACUUACAAGGUCCCCUGUAUAUUGGUGGAUUACCAGAGAACAUGUUUGAUAAACCAUACAUCAAUAGUGCUCUACUGUCUAAAAAUGGUUUCCAAGGAUGUUUGGCCUCCAUUGAUUUGAGUGGAGCUGUACCUGAUCUGUUACAAUACAGUCGAGGAUCAACUGAUAUCUCUACUGGAUGUACUGAAAUCCAGUCUAUCUGUGGACCAAAUACAUGUUCAAACUUCGGUACCUGUGUACCUGAUGGAGGUCUUUUCCGAUGCGAUUGUAACAUGACAUCUUAUGUUGGUACGAUCUGUAGCGAA
Messenger RNA from Lottia gigantea (owl limpet), 1938 nucleotides. RefSeq lists its product as hypothetical. Gene Ontology annotation, molecular function: calcium ion binding. The record is from RefSeq and is a predicted model, not a curated record. The transcript is spliced from 6 exons. The annotation marks the transcript as partial. Lineage: Eukaryota; Metazoa; Mollusca; Gastropoda; Lottiidae.